AUGCUCCUUGGAUCAUCUGUUGCCUUCAAGGUGGAUGGAUCAUCCAAUGUUGCAGCUACACCCCCAAGAGAAUUGGAGCUUCCAUCCCAGGAGUCCAAGGAUCGAAAGACAUCCGAUGAGUCUUGUCCUGCAGUUUUGGAUACAGAGGAAUCAAUAUCGGAAUUCAUAGCUCAAGUUGCAAGUCUCGUAAAGCUUGUUGACUCGAGAGACAUUGUUGAGCUGCAGCUCAAACAGCUUGACUUUGAAGUCAUAAUUCGUAAAAAGGAAGCCUUGCCUCAACCUCCGGUACCUGCUCCAGUCCCUAUGAUGCAAGCAGCCCCUCCUCCAGUUGCUCCAGCGGCUCCUGCCUCUUCGUCUGCCCCAUCAUCUCCUCCAGCAACUUUCCCUGCACCAUCUUCACCUAAUGCUAAGUCAGCCAAAACAUCGCUGCCCCCUCUUAAAUGUCCUAUGGCAGGGACAUUCUAUCGAAGUCCGGCACCUGGUGAACCGCCAUUAGUGAAGGUUGGGGACAAAAUACAGAAGGGACAAGUCUUGUGUAUCAUUGAGGCCAUGAAAUUGAUGAACGAGAUAGAAGCUGAUCAAUCUGGAACCGUAGUUGAGAUCCUCGUGGAGGAUGGGAAGCCUGUUAGUGUCGACACGCCACUGUUUGCCAUCCAACCCUAG
Molecule: messenger RNA, 663 nt
Organism: Prunus armeniaca (apricot)
Lineage: Eukaryota; Viridiplantae; Streptophyta; Magnoliopsida; Rosales; Rosaceae
Source: the annotation of a GenBank genome assembly